Molecule: messenger RNA, 741 nt
Organism: Penaeus chinensis
Lineage: Eukaryota; Metazoa; Arthropoda; Malacostraca; Decapoda; Penaeidae
Product: piggyBac transposable element-derived protein 4-like
Exons: 1
Coding region: 1-741 (246 amino acids)
Source: RefSeq, a predicted model, not a curated record
AUGUCCAGGGACCGCUUCGACAUCCUUACCUCCGCCCUCCACUUCGCUAACAACGAAGGGGAGCACAGCGCGGAGGACCGGUUGUGGAAGCUGCGCCCUGUGAUUGACGUCUUGGACUCGACGUACCGUUCCGUCUUCGUCCCCAGAAAGAACGUGACCGUCGACGAGAGCUUGUGGGCCUUCAAGGGGAGGCAUCAGGCCCUUCAGUACAACCCUAGUAAGAGGGCUAGGAGGGGCCUGAAGGUCUACAAGCUGUGUUCGUCCGACGGUCCAGAGGCAGGGUAUACGGCGGCCUUCAAUAUUUACAUGGGGCAGGAUCGCGGCGAGUUUCCGGCGAGUAUGAAGGCCGUCGACGACCUGAUGGAGAAGGCAAAGCUGCUCGACAAGGGGUAUCAGUUGUACACAGACAACUGGUAUUCCUCCCCGACUCUCUUCCACUAUCUGCAGGCCCGGAAGACCACCUCCGUUGGCACAGUACGUGCCCUCGGACCUGCAGGCGAGUCGGGGAGUAGCAAAACCGGAAUGCUUUGCCUGCAGUGGUUAGACAAGCGUCCUGUGGCAAUGCUAUCCACUGCCCACACAUCAAAGGUCGUUACCCUGCCUCCCAACCGCCAAGGGAUGGAGAGGUCGAAGCCCGAGGUCGUUGUCAGUUACAACAACGGCAUGAAGGGCGUCGACCUCUCGGAUCAGCUGGCGCAGUCAUAUCCAGCAACCAAGAAGACCAUCAAGUGGUACAAAUAG